UUGAUCAAAAAAUUUCAGUAAUAAUUAAUAUUCAUUUUUUUCUAAUGUUUUCAUUAAAUCUUAUCAAUUUUUGUUUUUUAUUAUUUUCUAUAUUUUUGUAUACAACAGCACAUUCGGAUCAUAGAAAAAAAGUAGAUACGUUACUAAUGUAUUCAGGAUGGAAAAAUUUAAACGAUGUAAACUCUAUCAAAUUCUCCACUCAUACAUAUUAUCAUCAAACUUUAAUUGAAAAACCUAAAAGUUCCCAUCAAUAUGAUAAAAAAGUACGAAGUUUGACUUUAUAUCUUGGAUGCACAUACGUAAAAGUUAUAUGUAAUAUUUUUUUUUCAGUUAUUAGAAACGUCUAUAAAAGUUGUUGGAAAAAAUUAAAUGAAAAUGACUUUAUAAAUGGAUAUAUUUGCACAGAAGGACUCAUAAACAUAAUAUCCAUGUUAAUUGUUCCAAUGGCAACAUUAAUGAAAGGAGCCAUUGAUGCUUUGGAUUCAUUACAUAGUAAACCAUUGAAUUUUCUUUUUCGGAACUACUUCAUGAUAAGUUUUAUAUUAAAAAAAAUCGAAAAUAUUCAUGACGAAUUAAACAUACAAACAAUUUCGCGUGAUGAUAUAACGACAUACUAUUGGACAUUAAAUACUGUACACUCAUUUUCUAAAAGUAUAAUAGAUGACAUAAAAAGUAGUGUUAUUUCCCAUUGUGAAUUUGUACCCUAUAAUAUGCAUUAUUUAUGGAAAGGAUGGCAUGAAGAAUAUAAAAUCAUUAUUAACCAAGACGUAAAAAUGAUCUCUUUUAAUUUUUUAAGAAGAAAAAUUAAAAAUUACAUCGAAACAGUAAUUAAAGACAAGUAUUUUCAACUAGGAUUUAAAUUUGAUCCAAUUACCGAAGAAACUUAUAUAGAAAGAUUAGAUAACCAAAUUGAAUUAGAUUUGGAAUUUAAAGCAUCAGAUGGAGAACUUCCAAUGUCAAUACAAAUAUAAUUUAAUUAAACAUGUAAUGAAAUCAAUUUUAUUCUAUAUAAAUGUUUUAUAAUU
This is a messenger RNA of Daktulosphaira vitifoliae (grape phylloxera), 1025 nucleotides long. RefSeq lists its product as uncharacterized. NCBI's taxonomy places the organism in Eukaryota, Metazoa, Arthropoda, Insecta, Hemiptera, Phylloxeridae. Bases 45 to 971 code for a protein of 308 amino acids. The transcript is spliced from 2 exons. The record is from RefSeq and is a predicted model, not a curated record.